AUGAGAUAUACCAGCCUCUUCAGCCUUGCAUUUUUGCUUCAAGUUGCUCCUGCCUUCGCCGAAUGGGACCAAAAUGUCCGGACCAUAACCAUUCAACUUGCCAAUGACCCUUCUGGACUCAAUGCCGACAGAUGCAUCCCCGCUGAUGGCAAAAAGUACCCCAUCAGCUCUUUCUGGGGCAACACCGCACUCUCGAAAAACGGGGGAAUCUACGCCACAAACGGGCAGCUCAUUGCUUUCCCACAGGACGGAGCCUGCACCAUCGAAUGUGCUCACGGGACUUUGGAUUUCAACGCCAGAACGACUUGGCUAUCUUUGGCCCACGGGCAAUCUGUGAACUUGCAAGGCGCUACUGUCUCCUGCCGCGAGAACAGGUGGUAA
This is a messenger RNA of Penicillium manginii, 381 nucleotides long. RefSeq lists its product as uncharacterized. Lineage: Eukaryota; Fungi; Ascomycota; Eurotiomycetes; Eurotiales; Aspergillaceae. The record is from RefSeq and is a predicted model, not a curated record. Bases 1 to 381 code for a protein of 126 amino acids. The transcript has a single exon.